AUGCCUGAAAUCGAAGCUCGUCCAGUUCUUCCCAAGAUGAUCAACGAAUUGAUCACUACAGCAUGCCCGAACCCUUCGGAUAAACAAUGCGCUACUCUCUAUCCCACUAGCCGCUGGCGCAUAUUAGAAAAGUUGAGUGAGGCAUCAGUUCCGGUUACCCAGAAGGAUUUCAACAUUGGCAUGCAUCCGGCAUAUGUCGCGGGAAAAUAUCUUUGUCGCCGUUCAGGUACCGAGGAUAUCGCCUUCAUGCGUAUCUACAAACAGGUUCCCCUAUCUGGUACUGAACUUGAUAGCUCGGACGAUCGGAAGGCACAGGCCUGGAAAUCACGCGACUACGUGGAGCUAUCUGCCUUAAAGUAUUUCACAGCGAAUAACUUUACUACUACCCCUAAACUCCUUGGAUAUCAUGCCAGCACGCAGGAAGAAACCGACCUUGUCCCCGGCGGGUAUAUCCUCUACCUUGUAUGGGAAAAGGUCGCAGGGGAUCCUCUUGAUAUUCAGAAGUUCUGGAAUCUCUCCCGCGGGAAACGAGAUGUCGUCCGUGCAAACCUCCGAAAGGCCUAUAUGGACGUUCUAAAGGUUGGAUAUCAACCGGUUCCGGCGUCCCCGUCAAAGAUCAUACUCGAUAUGAAGACAGGUGCUGUUAAAAUCUCCGGUUUCAGAAGCGCUGCCCGUAUCCCCCCAGAGAUGAAAUGGAAGGACUCCUACUUCGUGAUGUUUUUCCUGGUCCUAGACUCCCCGAAAGACGAUGAAUACCUUCCUACCAUGGCAAAGGAUGUCGAAUUUGGAGAACAUGGCUGGAGGUGUGCCAAUUGUCAGAAGGUUGACCAGCUGGCAUCACAGCUGGCUGAUUUGACCCGACAUAAUGGGCAGCCCAAUCCGCUCGCCAACGACCCGGGUUGGUCUCGUGAUUCCGAACUGAACUCGACGGACAUUGCCGCACUGCUAGAUGCUGCUAGUGACCCGUCCAAUGGCCUCGAUCCAGUGAGAGCUUUUAAGUGA
This is a messenger RNA of Penicillium roqueforti, 1002 nucleotides long. RefSeq lists its product as uncharacterized. The transcript is spliced from 4 exons. Lineage: Eukaryota; Fungi; Ascomycota; Eurotiomycetes; Eurotiales; Aspergillaceae. The coding region runs from base 1 to 1002 and encodes 333 amino acids. The record is from RefSeq and is a predicted model, not a curated record.